AUGUCGUAUUUCCUGCGAGAAAUCAAUGGGGACCGAGUGUGCUCGGCGAGCACACAACUUGCAUCAACUAUUCCAGAAGACCGGAAAAGUGCAAGAAGACUACGGAAAUUACUGUACAAGUGCGCAGAGAACACGUGCAAGACAGAUAUCUUAAAAGUUCCGGCUCACUGUGGGAAGACAGAAACUGAUGAUGACAAAUCGCCGUCAGAUCCUCAACAACAAGUUAAUUUUCAUGAUAUUCUUAACUCGAAAUUAGUGGUCGGACCUCCGUCGCCAUUUGCAUUGGUCGCCAUCGCAAAGUCGAUUUUAGCACGAUUCGGGAAUCCAGAAGAAGCUUCGGAACGAGAGGAUCGAGUGGAGGAAGAAGCAGGAACGAGUAGAGGAGAUGAAGAAGGGAAACAGUAUAAAAAUACUGACCAACUAGUCGGAGCUAGUCUCACAUGUAUCUUCGAGGUUCUGGAACAGCUGAGUCGUCGAGACGCAGAACUCUGUGUUCAAGCUCUCGAAUCUCUGCUAUCUCUCAUCCAAUCUAUGCCUAUAGAAGGUCUUCAAUCUGAAAACAAACUUUCCAUGUCAGCAAUGAUCACAGUGCUCCGAUCGCUUCGAGAAGAUGGAUGCCCAUCUGUCAGUUCAAAAGCUACGUCUUGUUUGGUAGCGCUUGCAGUGGCAUGUGGGGAGCCGGAAUAUCUGAGCAGCACAAUCCGUUCGUUGUUUUGCAUGAAGAAAAAUCUUCGGAUGAGUGCGGAUUCCACCUAUGAUAUGAUACAGAUUCCAGAGAAUUUGAGACGAUUAUUAUUGAAAGUGAGGAGGAAAGCGCUUGGAGGGGAUAAUCACUCAAACUCACCACCCAACUGGUCCUUGAUAGAUGUUCACGACCACUCAGUUGCUAGCAGUUUUAGCUUACCAUCUCUUCCGGAUAGCUCUCCAUGCUCAGAUACUCCAGAUGACGAUAAUCGGAUCCAUAGCUCAAUGGCAUGUGAUGGAACAUUUCUGUACAUCCUGAACUACGUGGGACUUUAUAAAUUAGGAACUGGUUUAAACGAGACAAUAGCCGGAAAGUUAUAUGCUGCAAAUCAAGGGUUGAAGUCUUCGAAAAAUGUACAAAUGUAUUUGUGUAAUGGGUCAUUGUAUCUGCGAAGAAACUAUUCAUCUUGUAUUUCUGUGAUUGAUACGGAUUCGUUGCUGGAUAUUGGAGAGGUGAUAUUACCGCCAACUUGUGUUCAGCAUGCACUAUUUACGGAUGGAACUUAUUUCUAUAGCGCUACGCUUAUAGCGAAUUCCACAUUAUCGACAAUACAACUCAACGAUUCCUUUUCUCCUUCCAAUGAGCCAUCAUCCAGAAAAAGUCAUCGUUUAACUGAUGUCAAAUUCACACCGUACGGCGACAUCCAGAGUCCUCACCAACUUCCAGAAUACUUACCAGCCAAUUUACAUCCUCAAACCGUUGAUCUUCACAUCACUCGAGAAAUCGCAUUCAUUCAAGCAAGAUCUGGAAAAGUAUACUAUGCUGGAAAUGGAACUCGAUUUGGGCUAUUUGAAACUGGCAACAAUUGGAUGGAGCUGUGCCUUCCCGAACCCAUUGUCCAGAUUUCCGUUGGAAUUGACACAAUCAUGUUUCGUUCUGGCGCGGGACAUGGGUGGAUUGCUACCGUCGACGAUAAGAAGAGGAAUGGAAGACUCAGAAGAUUAGUUCCAUCUAAUAGGAGGAAAAUUGUGCAUGUCUGCGCAUCUGGCAAUGUACAUGGCUAUGUGACAGAAAAUGGAAAAGUGUUCCUGGGAGGUCUUCACACCAUGAGAAUCAACGUCUCCAACUCGAUGCUCUGCGGUAUGGAUAAUGUUAUGGUUGCUUCCGUGUCCCUCGGAAAGUCUCACGGAGUGGCUGUUACUCGAAACGGUCAUCUGUUCACUUGGGGCCUGAACAAUAUGAACCAAUGUGGAAGAACGGAAUCUACCUCAACUACAUCAUCCCCAAGACACUCUGCUCGGCAGGAAAUUCAAAUCUGCCCUAUUGGAGAACACACGUGGCUCAAUGACACUCCCACUAUAUGCGCUCAAUGUGGACUUUGCUCGGCAAGAGGUGUGGCAUGCGGAAGAGUAGCUCGAAUGAAAGGAACCAUGUGUCAUUGUGGAGCUGGAGAGUCGACAUGCGUUCGAUGUGGACUUUGCAGACCAUGCGGGGAGAUCACAGAACCCGCACAACCUGGUAGAUCACAGCAUGUUCAGUUUAGUUCAGCAAUUGUGCAGAAAAACACACUGUUUCCUGCGCGUCUAAUUCUAAGUAAAGGACCACACGACGUCAAGAUUUCUAGUGUCAGCUGCGGAAACUUUCAUACUGUACUCCUUGCAUCGGAUCGUCGGGUUUUCACAUUUGGAUCGAAUUGUCAUGGGCAACUAGGAGUUGGAGAUACUCUGAGCAAAAACUCACCUCAACAAGUCAACUUGCCUGCUGAUGUUGUCAUUGUCCAAGUUGCUGCUGGAGCCAAUCAUACGGUAUUGAGAGCUAAUGAUGGAAGUGUCUACACUUUCGGAGCGUUUGGAAAGGGACAGUUAGCAAGACCAGCUGGUGAGAAAGCGGGAUGGAAUGCUAUUCCGGAGAAAGUACCUGGAUAUGGUCCUGGCUCAAAUGCAUUUGCUGGAUGGAUUGGCGCAGAAGGAGACUCGACUAUCAUUCACAGUCAUACUGCUCUUCUUUCAUCUGAUAACAUUCUCAAAGCUCAAAUUGUUGCUAACAAAACCAAUAUUUUUAUUUUCCCACGAGAAGUUGGAAAAGAUUAUAUUGUGAUAAGGAGGAAACUUAACUUAUUUGAACAUCAUGCAAGCGACUAUAAGUGUUGGUACACCUCCUGGGCAACAGAUCCAAAACAUGACAUGCUCUGGUACUACAAUUCAGCUGAAAUGGAAAUCAAAGGAUAUGACAUCUUCAAGAAAACUGAAAAGCCUGUCGAAGAAGCAUUUGAUUCGUUAACCUAUCUUGCCGGAACAGAAUUUGCAGUUCAAGUGUAUGAUAGUCCAGCGUAUGCAACAUCAAUGAGCCUUGGGAUGCAACUUCUAUCAGCUACAUUCUCAGCAAAUGUGAUCAACCUUUCGGAAUUUUGGAAGGAGAAAAACGGAGAUAAAGAUCAAGAUCAAGAACGAACCGCUAUGGAUGGCUACUCUGUUGCAAACCGUUUCGAUGGUACUGGUGGUGGAUGGGGCUAUUCUGCUCAUUCCGUGGAAGCAAUACAAUUCAAAGUGUCUAAAGAGAUUCGGCUGGUUGGUGUUGGAUUGUAUGGUGGCAGAGGAGAGUAUAUUUCAAAACUAAAAUUGUAUCGACAAAUCGGAAACGAAGCUGACGAGCUGUACGUUGAGCAAAUCACUGAAACCGAUGAGACUAUGUACGAUUGUGGAGCACACGAGACUGCGACUCUUCUUUUCUCUCAGCCAAUUGUGAUUCAACCAAACCAUUGGCAUGUGGUUAGUGCGAAGAUCAGUGGACCUUCUUCGGAUUGUGGAGCCAAUGGAAAACAUCAUGUGGAAUGCGAUGGAGUCACUUUCCAGUUCCGGAAUUCUGUAGUCUCCAAUAAUGGAACGGAUGUCAAUGUUGGACAGAUCCCAGAGCUUUACUAUCAAGUCGUCGGUGGAUCAGAGAAUCGAGAUGAUGGAGAUAACAACAAACAACUCUCGAUUAGUCGGGAAAUGUCAAAUUUAUUCUCACCAAUGGCUCUGAAAAAUGUAACAGCUGAUGGAAUUGAGAAUCUUCUUAUGCUUUUGGAGUGGUCGUUUAGACGAAUUCAAGUGGAGAAUCAAGGACAAGAAAGUGCCGAGAAGCAGUGGGAACAGGAGAGAGCAGGAUUCGUGGCUCUUUUGUCGAUGAAGUUGAUAUCCAGAUUUGUGAAAACCGUGUACAAGGAGAAGGGACAUCAAGAUGAACCUGGAAUCGCGUUUGCCAAUAAACUGGUACAUUUACACUCCAUGCUUCUCGAUUUUUUCGAUUCCACGGAUAUCACUGACUACCAGAACCGACCGUUGAUCAAUAAGGAAAACAGAGACAAUAAGGAGGAGAAGAUUGUCGACGAAGGAUAUACCUUAAUGCAAUGCGUAUCUGAAGCCGUAAGGUUGUUCGUAUCCUUGUCUCAUUGUUUCAUGGGGUCCAGGAAUCUGGUUAACGCUCAUUUGUUAGCUGUGAUGAACGAACGAAAGCUGAUCCUAACCUCUGCCGUUAUUGGGAGUCUGUCUAAAAUCGAUAGAUUCGCUCACCAACUUCUCAGCACCACCUACAACAGUGAUCGGUUUCCAAUGCUAUCAUCAUUGCUUUUGAAACAUUUCAACUGUGAGAAGGAGACUCUGGCGACGCUGACAUCCUUCCCGAAUAUUCUUCGAUUCCUUUAUGAUCAAGCUUUUAUGGUGAACACCUAUGAGAACACUGCUGGUUUAUCCGAAAAGAUUUUGGUCAAGGUUUCUAGAGAAUUAGCUAUCCCUGCAGAUGAUGGUAUGAUGGGACCUGUCGUGCAUCAGACGUCGUCAAGAUUCCGACGACGUAGUGCUCAGCCAACGUGGGAUAUGUCUGAUGGAUGUUCGGAUGCCGUUGCGUUCCGUGUGGACUCUGAAGGUGUGAAGCUCCAUGGAUUUGGAAUUUAUUUGCCACUGGAGACCGAUAGAAGAAACUUCACAGGAGAAAUCAUGAUGUUGUCUCCAGAUGCAUCGGAAAAGUGGACAUGUCUCCUGAGAGUCACCGCUGAGAUGGCUGCUGAUGAGAAAGAAGUCGGAAUUGUUCGCUUCCCAGAAUACGUUCUUCUAUCACCCGGAGUCACCUAUGCCGUCAAAGUGAGUAUGAUGAAAAACGCAAAAACGUUCUGCGGAGAGGGCGGAGUCACUCAAGUCCAACUUCUCAAUGGAGCACGUUUGUUCUUCUCUGGAUGCUCAAUGAGUCAGAAUGGAACAACAGUACAAAGAGGACAGCUUCCGUUUCUAAUGUAUUCGAUAGUAGAUCAAUCGACUUCGAUUCAAAUCAAACAAGAAACCAUUUAUGACACAUUUGCUCUACUAUUGAGAUUGAUGGCCAACAAAAUUGGAGCGGCGAUUUCAAAUCUUGGAACACCACACGGAGGAACACUACCAGCAUGUUGUCAGCAUUUGGUGUCUCAUAUCAGUCCACAUGUUAUGGUCUUCAUGGAAAGAUUCCCAGAUAAAUCAUUGGAAUUAAUGUCCACUAUGGAGCAGUUGAUUCCAAUGGUUUCAAAUUUGAAUGUUGUGGAGAAGAAAUCCCACUCCUUUGACUCUGAUGAUAGUGGAUGUGAGACUCCAUGCUCUGGAAUCGUCACAACCGUAGUGGAAAGUCAACAUCCUUACAAGCCCAACACAUCCAAUUCAGUUGUGGUUCAUUUCGAUGAGGCCGAUUAUGUAUGUGUCAGGUUUUCACCAGAUUGUCAAACAGCCCAGUACGAUGAUCAGCUUACCAUCUAUCUGAAGAUCGACGAGCAUUCUUAUAUGCCAGUGGAGCGAUGUUAUGGAACAGAGUGGCCGAAUUAUCCAAUGAUACUUCCCGGGAACUGUCUUCUUUUCGUUCUUGAUGCCUCAUCUGCUGUGGAAGGAGCAACUUCGGAUCAGAUGUUUGGGUAUCAUGUUACUGUAACUGGCUACCUGGUUGGAUACAGUAAUACCACUCUGCGAUUAGAACAAGAUCUAGUCUGGUUGUCAGCGAACGCUUGUCGAAUUAUGACACAACUUCCAAUCAAUCCGAACAACAUUGAGCAUUUGAGCACAGCGGAAGAUGAUACGAGACACUUGUUUGAAAAGCAUGGAAGUCUUUUGAAAAAAGGAUUGAGCUUGAGUCAUUCUCCAACUCUCAGCGAGCUAUGCAGCAAAGGUCAACCUCCACCAGCUCAGUCACCGGAUCUUCAGUUUCUUCGAGAAUUUCUUUCCGGCCACACUUCAACAUCAGCUGGUUUUUUGGCUAAAUGGUUGCCAACUGGACCAGUUGUAGAUCCGUCGAAAUGUCAAUUGUCUUUAUCUCAUGAUGACUUGAUUGUCGGAAAAUCGGUAACUCUGAAACUGUCAUGUAGAGAUCAAUACGAUCGAGAAGUCGAUUGUCCAAAACUUCAAGUCGAAGCCAAUGCAUCCCUUGGACAUAAGAAUCCAAAUUCUACUAUCACUCCGAAUCUGAUUCUUGGAAAUCUUCCAUCGUCUCUUCUGAUUCAUCAAAAUCCAUUCCAGCCCAUCAUCGUGAAUCACACACGGUAUAUGAGCAUCGCUGCAAUGCCAGCCUAUGCCAAUUACUCUGUGGAAGAGAUUCGAUUGGGAUUCAUGAUCGAGGACUUGAUCAAAGAUCGAAUCCCACUGAAAUCUUCUGACGCUUCUGUAUUUUCUGGAUCCUGGACACCUACAACCGCAGGGAGAUAUAGAAUUGAAUGCAAAGUGGAUGGAUUUGAUAUCUCUCAUACUUACACAGUGGAAGUGACGGAUAGAGUACGUGGAAGAGGAGAAGAUGUGAAGCCGUGUAGCAGUCGUCGUGGAGCUCAAAUGACUGUGGCUAGAACGGUUUCGAUUCCAUUUUCUAGUGAUUUUUCUGGAAUUAGAAUGAGGCUUGGGACCACUCUAGCAUCAACAGCGAUUGGAGUUAUUCCACGUGGCGCUUUGGUAGAAUUCAUAGAAGAAAUCGAGAAUGACGAUGGGAAAUGGAUAAGACUAACUGACGAAACUGCUAUUCUGUAUGGCUGUAAUCCUGGAAUCGGUCAAGUAUGGUGUCUCGCUUAUCACAAGCCUCUUCAAAGGGAAUUGAUUCCACUUUCGAAUGACAAGGAACGCGAGAAAGCUGUUAAACUGAGAAGGAAAGCAAUUGAAAAAGAAUCCAGUGGGAGCAAACAUCACAGCGUAUCCAUAGAUGCCAAAGAAACUUACAUUCUCUCACCUAAUGAUGUUCUUCAAGUAUAUUCCGCUCCUGCUCCUCACUCAAUGAUAGACGGCGAGAAGAUUAGGGGUCCCUGUGAUUUGAUGAGUAGUGGAUGGAUGGCUAAUCGACAUGGAGUCUGGAUAAAGCUCACCGGAGUCGACAAGUAUGUCCUGCAGAACAAUGAUCCGUCAUCUGAGACAUCGUUGAGUUUUUCAACAAAUGGAAAUGAUGAAGAAGACUUGGAAAGGCUUGUGGAACGGAAGAAGACAAGACUGCCAAACGCGCUGACUCCUUCUGUGGCGGAUUGCAUCAGGGCAGUAUUUGCAGCAUUUGUUUGGCAUGAACAUUUGGUGAAAGAUCUUAUGGCAGCUGCAGCAUACUUGAGAUUCCAUCAGAAUCUGCAUAACAUCUGGCAGUCCUGUCAGCUCCCAUCCUGCACGAACGCGCCUGCAGCUCUCCAACCAAUCGUCAAAAUCUGGAGGGAGAUUUGUGAAGUUGUGGAGACCAGCGUUGAGCAACAUCUCAUCAUGCCUCCUGUUUCCAACAAAGCCAUGAACACUGAAUCGGUGAAAGCGCCAUCUACAGGUGGAGGAGGAUGUGAGCUUUGUGAUGCCAACAUUACCGUACCCCUCACCGUCCAUCUUCGAAUGGCUCAUCCGGGAUGUGGAGGAGAUUGUCUGGGUUAUGGAUACAACUCGAGUGGAAAAUUCACAACUGGAUGGUCUGGAGAAUGUGGAGCUGGUGGUCGCGGUCAAUCUCCGUGGUACCUCUUGUGCAACAAUUGUCGAUCGCAAUAUCUUCGAAAAACUCCAGCUGGGCAUCAUCAAGAACGAACAAGAAGGUGGAGAGAGUUUAGGUUUUCCACGUCAGCAUCGGAUGCUAGACCAGAAGUCAUAAUCCGGCACAAUGCAUUGUUCUUGUUAGACCUGAAUAGUCGAUUACAGACAGAAUCCAAUGUAAGUUCUUCGAGUUUGCUCUGUAUAAGUUUUCAAAAUUAUUGUUUUCAGAAUUCCUCUGCUGCAACCUCUGGCUGGACCAUCAACCUCUUCCCAACGCAUCUGAGUACGCCUUCAACAAUGCCAAGAAGUCAACACAGACGUCUAGAUGUCCCACAAACUCACUCUGUCCAUCAGACCUCUUACAUGAAACUUGGAUACUCUUCGGAUCCCGGACCAAAGGUCAACGUCAUAAUGUCACCUCCAGAACAAGGAUUGGAUCAAGCAGCUUCGUUGAACCAUCGUCCUGCAAUCGCGAUGGAACCUGCCGAAGUUCUUCAAUCUCCAUCUGCUGCUCUCCGUACUUUGUUCUCCAACACCAAUCCUUCCACAUCCGCUCUUCUGAAGCGUCCUGUUCUAGCAUUCUGUGUCGAGCAUCAUGACUUGAAAAGGAUCAGAGCGGCUUGUGUACAGUCUGUAAGACGUGCUGUCUCCUUUUCUCAUGCUUUCCGUGUCUGGAAUUGGCUUCUCCGGAUGGUGUCUUGUGAAUACAGUGUAUCGGAUAUCAUUCUACAGUAUCUCACCACGCUGACUUCCUAUAACCGCCUAGCUGAAUACAUGUUCUCCGCGAAGAAAAACUCCAACGUGCUUCCUCAUCCAUGGAGAUUAUGUUUCCUAGCAGGACCCAUUGCCGCUGAUAUGGUUACUCAACUUCAUGCGUUCCUGCAUACCGUAUCUAUAAUUCUGCAGUCGGCGGAUGUGGAUGGGAGACUAAAGUCGUUAUGCUUCAAGUCAUGGACUCUUCAACUGACCGCGCAAGAGCAGGAUUUUCUGAUCCUCACAUGCAAUAUUCUUGGAACAGUUGGAGGCAUUCUAUCGGAUACAUCGAUUAUGGAUUCGGAUAGUCGGUUUGUGAGGGAGAUGAAAGACAUCACAAAGUUCGCGGAAAUCACGGCUAGCAGUCGACAGGCCAUGGUAAUUUGUUUGACUGAUGAAAGUGGAGAAACGUUUUGGGAAAGUGGAGAUGAGGACAAAAAUCGUGCUCGUUCUCUAUCCAUCCAACUCGAUGAGGCUGCUCAUGGAGAAAUCCUGUCACUUUAUAUCGACAACGCUCGUGACGAUGCCUACCGUAUCACUGCCAUUGCUUUCAAGGCCAUUCUGGAAGAUGGUAGACGGAAAGAUCUGACAAAUCUGAAUUUGGAUCCUACAUAUUCUGGCUGGGUGAAAUGCUGCAUCAAGGAUAUUCAUCACAUCCAGGUUCAAUUCAAAGGUCCCAGCCAAGCAUCCCGUAUCCGACAGCUUUUGAUUCUGGGGUACCCUGCCAAAAUAUCCGGAUCCCCUCGAAUGGUCCCCUCAACUUCCCAUCAUUUGUUUUUCAAUGACACUCAACGUGACGCCUUUGCACUUUUCCAAGCAAUAUCUUCUCAAGCUUUUUGUGGAGAACUAUCCGAGGAUGACACUUUGAGAGAACGAGUUAUCGAUUUACUCUUUAGUAGAGUGCAACUGUAUCCACUUCAAAACUACGUUUACAACCAAGUGGUCCAGGCAAUGGAGAAGGAGGUCGAGUUGCUUUGUGACAAAUCCAAAAGAAAUUAUUCCUACUGCUGUGGUUUGAUGAGUCUUCUGGUUAGAAUUUGUGAUUCAAGAGGGAAUAUGGAUAGUUUUGGACAACGUAACUCCGUGUUGACAUCUAUCACUCAGCUGUUGAUUUUCUCUCCGCUGGUUGUUCAAAGGCAAUGCUUGAACUCUUUGGAAUGCAUUUUCGCAUCAUUCACACCGAUCAAUGUAGAAGUUCCAAAGAUCAUCAGAAAUUUGUUAGUUGUGGUUGGAAAAGUGAUUCAACUGCAAGUCAGAGACAAAGCAGCUCAUACAGUGGUGACAGUACAUCUAUGUUCAUCAGUCCUGAAUGCCCCUCAAAACUGGAGAGUUGACAAAUCAAUCGAUAUGGACAUCGGAAGACAGACCGCACUUCUUGUCGAGAACCUUUGUAAUGGAACCUACACUCCAGAAUGGUCCACGGCUACCAGAUGUGAACUAGCCAACUGCCUUCUCAGCCUGAUACAAAUGCCGGAAUCUGUGUCUUACUCAGAAACACUCUCUAACGGAGGAAAAAGCAAGGCUGUAGCUGUUGUAGGAUCCAAACGCUUCUGGACAGCAAUUUCUGCAUUGGCUCUUAUUAAGAACAAGUCAUGGUUAGAGCUCUCGGAAAGAUGGAAGGCUGCACAAGAUGAAGAAGAUGAGGAGCCUGUAUCGUUGUGCGAGAACCAUGAUGAUGGGCAUACCGUUGCUCAAGUUUUCUGUGUGGAUUGUGACGUGGCACUUUGUAAAGAGUGUUUUACGGUCAUGCAUUUGCACAAGAAGAACCGAAACCAUGGAGUCAAAAACUUGGUUCAAGCCAGCGCUCAACAUGAUAUCAAUAUCCAUCAAGGCUGUGCUAGGAUGAAGUUUUUGAAUUUCUUGAUCCUUUUCCACGGUGAAGCUCUGAACGGUAUGGUCGAAGUAGCUGCUGACACUCUCUUCCCAACUUCAACGACUUCUAUCCAACCAGCAAUGCAAGAUUCUGCAUCCUACCUUGGUGCUCAACCAAUGACGUGCCGAUUCUGUGGAAACCACGUGUCAAUUACGGAACAAAAUCUGGAUGGAACUUGUACCCACGAGGAUUGUGUGAACUAUGCAAAAACGGCUUGUCAAGUAAUGCACAAUUGUAACCACUUCUGCGGAGGGAUUCGAAAUGAGGAAGACUGUCUUCCAUGUCUGACUUGUAAAAAAUCGGAAGCCACUCAGGAUGGAGAUGAUUUAUGUGUCAUCUGCUUCACGGAACGACUCGGAGCAGCUCCAUGUAUCAGUCUUGGUUGUGGACACAUCUUCCAUUAUCACUGUGUCCGAGCAAUUUUGGAAAGAAGAUGGAAUGGUCCCAGAAUUGUUUUCCGUUUUAUGCAGUGCCCACUUUGCUUAAAAAUAAUGGAUCAUCAAGGCCUUCAAGACCUUAUCGAACCUUUAAAAGUGAUUCGUCAGGAAGUAGUUUAUAAAGCAAAAAUGCGUCUGGAAUACGAUGGUCUUCUCUCAACACCAGCUCUUACUGAUCCCAGAAGUGAAUGUUACAACCAACCUGAGGAAUUCGCUCUGGAUAGGUACAUGUACGUCCUGUGUCAUAAAUGCAAAAAGGCCUAUUUUGGAGGAGAAAGUCGAUGUCAAGCGGUAAGUCUUGAAGAUGCUUUGGACAGUUCUCAAUUCAAUCCAGAAGAAUUAUUGUGUGGUGGAUGCUCGGAUACCAGUGGUGUUCAAGUUUGUCCUCGGCAUGGCGUCGAGUACUUGGAGUACAAGUGUCGGUUCUGUUGCUCGAUUGCGGUUUACUUCUGUUUUGGUACAACUCAUUUCUGUGCUCCAUGCCACGACGAUUUCCAACGACUCAUGUCUCUUCCGAAAAAUCUGCUUCCCUCAUGUCCAGUUGGUCCCAAAUCAACUCCAAUGGAAGAACAAACGUGCCCUCUCAAAAUGAACCAUCCUCCGACUGGUGAAGAAUUCGCGAUGGGUUGUGGGAUUUGUAGAAAUCUUAGUACUUUUUAA
Messenger RNA from Caenorhabditis briggsae, 11370 nucleotides. It is a transcript of the gene Cbr-rpm-1, whose product is annotated as Protein CBR-RPM-1. The record is from RefSeq and is a predicted model, not a curated record. The transcript is spliced from 12 exons. NCBI's taxonomy places the organism in Eukaryota, Metazoa, Nematoda, Chromadorea, Rhabditida, Rhabditidae. Gene Ontology annotation, molecular function: zinc ion binding. Gene Ontology annotation, cellular component: nucleus. Bases 1 to 11370 code for a protein of 3789 amino acids.